UUUCGUAACAAUGUUUUUAAAAAUCGAUUCAUGGGUUGGCUAAAUUAUAGAGUUAGUUUCAGGAAACUUUAGCUCACAAUAAUAAGGGGGCGUUUCUAUUAUUUUGCGAUACUGCAAAACAAGAUAUAGAUCCACAUUUCGCAUAUAUCGUAACAUGCCAAUCAUUUCCAGCAACUUUGAAUUACUUGCAUAUUAAAGGUAGUAAAUAUAUUGCAACCCUGUGACACAAGUACAUCCUCUCUUAGAGAGGAAAAUUUCCCCACCAAGAAAUGGAAGUCUAUAGACCGGAAGAUGCAUUUGCUAUAAAUCUUCGAACAUUCAAAUUGUUUGGCGUUUGGCCUUCCUCAAUAAAACAUCCCCUCUUAAGCUUUAUUUACAAACUUUAUGGUUAUGCUAUCCAUUUUUAUUAUAUUGGAGGACUUUUACCGUCACAAUUUACAAGCAUGUAUAUUAUGCGAACUGAUUUAAAAGAACUUGUUGAUAGUUCAUUUUUCACAUUGACUUGUGUUGGUUAUGCAUCGAAACUUGUUGUUUUUUUAUUUCGACGCAAAAAAAUUGAACAAUUCUUUCAAAGAUUGCACGAUCCAAUUUUUGUUCCAAGAAGAAUUGAACAUUUGAAUAUAAUGAAAAAAUCGGCAAUUACAGGACGAGCAAGUUCCAUUACAUUUCUCUCUUUAUCACUCGGCACUUGUGUAUUAUGGAUAGUUUUUCCCUUAGUUGAAAACAGAGAGGUAAAGACAUUACUUUACGCUGCAUGGUAUCCAUACAAUGCAACAGUAAAUCCCGCUUAUGCAUUCACAUACAUUUCGCAAACAAUUCUUUUGCUAACGACAGCAGCUAUGAAUUCAAUGAUUGAUAUAAUGACGACCAAUUUUUAUGUUGUUAUGGUGGGACAAAUGGAAAUUCUCAAACAAGAUUUUCGUGAAUUAACAGAUUUUGUUGCAGUAAGCUCAAAUAAAAAUAAAAAUUUAGUCGUUGAUAAAUCCUUAAGAUCGUCCCAUUCUUUAGAGAAUGUUUUUUAUUAUAAUGAAAAAGUAUUAGACAAUAUAUUAAAUGACCGAAUAAUUCAAUGCUUGUUACGAUACCAAGCAAUUAUCAAAUUUGUCAAUGAUGUAACAAAUUUUUUUGAAAUUGGAAUUGUGGUACAAGUCUGCGUCAGUAGCUUUAUUAUUUGUGCAACAACUUUCGAAAUAACAUUAAUUUCGCCAACUACGGUGCAAUUUUAUAUGUAUUUUCUGUAUCAAUUGUGCAUGUUGUAUCAAAUAUUUAUUUAUACUUGGCGUGGUAAUGACAUCACCAUAAAGACAGCAGAACUAAAAAAUACAGUUUACGAAUGCGGAUGGAUGUCAAUACCAAAUAAAAAAUUCAGAAAAUCCAUUUGCAUUAUAAUGUCACACCUUCAAGUGCCUUUAACAAUAUGUGUCGGAAAAUUUUUUUUAUUGUCUGUCGACACUUUCUUCAAGAUUAUAAAAAUGUCUUAUACCUUUUAUAUUCUUUUAAAACAAGUCCACUUCUGAAAAAAAUAAAUAUAUAAAUUGCCAG
This is a messenger RNA of Leptopilina boulardi, 1542 nucleotides long. RefSeq names its product odorant receptor Or2-like. The coding region runs from base 270 to 1517 and encodes 415 amino acids. Gene Ontology annotation, cellular component: plasma membrane. Gene Ontology annotation, molecular function: olfactory receptor activity; odorant binding. NCBI's taxonomy places the organism in Eukaryota, Metazoa, Arthropoda, Insecta, Hymenoptera, Figitidae. Gene Ontology annotation, biological process: sensory perception of smell; detection of chemical stimulus involved in sensory perception of smell. The record is from RefSeq and is a predicted model, not a curated record. The transcript is spliced from 7 exons.